AUGUCGAGCUUUCGCUUAGUGAUGGCAUUGUCUGCAUUUCUUGGUCUGAAGGUUUAUGAUGCGGAUAUCAAUACUGCGUAUUUGAAUGCUAAAUUGCAGAUACCGCAGUAUGUGAACAAGAUUGAAGGGUUCCCUUGCCGUAAUAAUGGCAGCUUUUACAUUGUACGCAAGGCGUUGUACGGUCUACGCCAGGCUGGCCGCGAAUGGAUCAAAGAACUUGAUCGAUGGAUGACUGGAAACAGUUACGUGCGGUGCUCCUCUGAACCAUGUCUUUAUUACAAGACCAGCAAAGACGGACAAAUUACAUUGGUUCUCGUAUACGUGGACGAUAUCGUAUGUGCAACGAACACAGAAGGAGAAAAGAUUGAUCUGUUCGCGAAGCUUGAGUCAAGAUAUGGGAUCAAAGACCAAGGACUUCUGUCCGAAUAUCUAGGAGUGAGAGUCAAGAAUGAUGACAGUGCUAUUUGCAUAACGAAAGCAUAUAUGCCAAAACAAUUCUUGAAAAGUUCGGUUUUCAUGAUGCCCACGCGGUUGGAAAUCCACUUGAGACUCGACAAAAGCUAUCACCGGUCGCAUCAGAGGAUGAAGUAG
Molecule: messenger RNA, 591 nt
Organism: Peronospora belbahrii
Lineage: Eukaryota; Oomycota; Peronosporomycetes; Peronosporales; Peronosporaceae
Source: the annotation of a GenBank genome assembly